AAGUCAGUUAGCUUGGGAAAAUCAAUCCUAAAACCAAAAUGUCGGACGAUGAAAGAAAGCAGGAAAACAGAAAGCAUGUAGCGACUGAUCCAGAAAAGAACAGAAUUGCGCCAAAUGACGGAACAGAUUCUGGAAGAUCAUUAACGGGCUUUAGUCAGAAAGAUGAUGAACCCAGCGAGCCAUUAUCAUCUGUAAGUCUUAAGCAAGGUCCUAAGGUAGCACCAAAACCGAAAAAACCCGAGAUAAUAUCGUCAACUUCGCAUACUGGUAAAGAUGCAGUGCCCCAGAAAGAUGCAGACAAUGAAGAGCCCGGCUUUUCUAAGUCAUUUAGAAAAGAAUCUGUUCAAAUGCAGGCAAAUAGAAACAGUGCUGCAUCAAAAGGUGAAGAUCAAAAGAUAUUAAUAAAGACCGUACCCGGAAAAUCCCUCCUAAAAGAUUCUGACGAUGAAAAUGUGGAGACAUCUAGCCGUUCAAAAAAUUACCCAGUAGCAAAAAAAGGAUCUUCAACGAGGCGAGUUCGCGAGCCAUUUGACUCAUUUAAUAGGGAAAAGUACCUGGCAGAUUUGAUCGAUUAUGAUCGAUCGUCCGAAGAAAAGGAACCAGCUUCUGAACCAGACAGUACUCUUCGACGUCGUUUUCUCAGAAAUAAUGAAUUCAAUUCUACAUCAAGUCUGGAAUGUGAGGAGGAAGAGCUGGAUCUAGAUUCAGCUGGAUCUGCCACAAUGCGAGGAAGCUAUCGAAUGGCACAGAAUACCGGUGACGAUCGACCUGAAAUCCUAGCUGAAAUAAUUAAUAUGGGCAAGUUGAAGGAGCUUAAGGACCAACGCGAGUCAAAUAAAGGAUUUCUUAACAACCGUCGAGAUGAUAAGACCAUUGAUGAGGUGAAAGGUUCCAAGACCACAGGAACCAGUAGAAGCCAUGUGGAAGAAGUUAAAUAUAAGGACACCGCAAGUGAUGCUGAGGACAAUAAUGCAUUAGUAAAACACAUAGGCACAAUCACAAAAAUCUUUAGUAUUGCUCAAAGAGUGGAACAGAAGAAAAGCUCCAAAGAAAGUGAAGAAAGUAAGGACGAAACAAGUAACGAUGAAAUAAAUAAAGACGAAAUAAAUAAAGCCGAUGAACAAAAACCUUCCCCAGAACCAGAAGUCCAAUUGGAGGCAAAGAAAGCUUGGACUUUUCCGAUCACAGAUACAUCGCCAGAUAUCCCUGGAGAGGAUCAGCCCCUGCAAGAAUACCAAAUGGUUAAAAUUGGAAAAAGAAAUAGGAAGUUCAGGAAUAUAGGAAUAAAUACGGAUAUAAGCAGAAAAACCAAAAUCAAACCACUUCCCAGCAAGUCUGAAAGUGGUGACCUAGAAGCAUACCACGCCGAUGGAAGAUUGCGAGAUAUAGGGAUAUCUACUGAAUAUCAUCCAAAGCGGAAGAAAUAUAAACAAAGAAUAGAACCAGACGAUGUUCCUAUUGAUAUAGGACAAAGCGAUGAUCGGGUAAGGGAAGUUGGAGUGAAUACUAAAGUCCUGCCAAAAACCAUAGUUCCACCGAUUUCCGAAAUGCGUGAGCACAAAAGUGGUCAAUUAAGGGACGUUGGGGCCAACACAGAUAAGCCAUUUUGGCCAAUCGACGACGGCACCAAUGUGACCUACAUGAGACCGAUAAAAACCAAUAUGAACGAAUUGAAUAAACUGAUUGUGGAUCCACCACCGGAUAAUGGGCCCUACAAGAUGCCAACCAAAGAAGACAGUCGAGGUUACUACAAAGGCUGUGAAUAUCAUUUUCCUGGCAGAACUCAAUGGCGCAGGCUUUUCUACAAUAGAACCCAUGGAAUUUAUGAAUUACGCCGUCCAAGUCAUUGGUUCUACACACUAAUUUUCUCCGUUUUGUAUAUUGUCUUUGUCAUUCUUUUUUCGUUGGCCUGGUUCGAUUUAAUCAAAAAUGACGCACCCAGGAAGGCGCCCGUGAUGAAGAUGUCUCAACCAUAUAUAAGUUUCGCUCCUUUCGGUACACGAACAAGUACCAAUACGGUGUCAUUUGAUCCCAGAAACAGCACGGAAGUCAUGGAAAAGUAUGCUGGGAUAAUGGCUCUCCUGGAAAAAUAUGGAGACCAUGGCCAAAGCCCGCGUUUUGAAUCUUGUACAGCCGAUGAAAAGUUUGGAUAUCCCAGCGGCGAACCGUGUGUUUUUCUAAAAGUAAAUCGGAUUAUUGGAUUUAAGACCGAACCCUACAUCAAUUCCGAUGAGCUGGUCAGUGCUAAGAUCAACGAGGUUGAGUUUACGGCCCUAAAAAGGUUAUUGGAAAACACCACAUCACAGGAGGAUCGUCUAAAUCGCACUUGGAUUACUUGCCACACAGAUAAGGACGAUGUUUUAAUUGAAUUUCAUCCAGAGCCGGCGAUAAGAACGGAAUACACCGAUAUUGAAGAGAAAAUUGAGUAUGUCGCUGAUGAGGGUAAAAAGUCAUUCUUUGGCCCAAACGAUCUAAAUCGCAUAGUGGCUCUCAAGAUAAAAAAUCUAAAAGCAAACGAGCGUGUUCACAUUAAUUGCAAAAUGUGGGCUCGUAACAUCCAUCAUAAGAAGCAGGGUUAUGGUCAAGUUUCGUUUUUUGUGUUAUUGGCUACAAACGAAAACCGCGAAAGGGUGGAAAAAUUGCUCCGACAUGAUGACUCAUUAUAAAAAAUGUUUUUUUGUAUAUAAUUUUCCAAUUAAAUGGUAUAGUUUCAAUUGAUA
Messenger RNA from Drosophila yakuba, 2720 nucleotides. RefSeq lists its product as uncharacterized. NCBI's taxonomy places the organism in Eukaryota, Metazoa, Arthropoda, Insecta, Diptera, Drosophilidae. Gene Ontology annotation, biological process: intracellular sodium ion homeostasis; potassium ion import across plasma membrane; sodium ion export across plasma membrane. The record is from RefSeq and is a predicted model, not a curated record. The coding region runs from base 39 to 2666 and encodes 875 amino acids. Gene Ontology annotation, molecular function: ATPase activator activity. The transcript has 2 exons. Gene Ontology annotation, cellular component: sodium:potassium-exchanging ATPase complex.